Messenger RNA from Betta splendens (Siamese fighting fish), 1913 nucleotides. RefSeq names its product dnaJ homolog subfamily A member 3, mitochondrial-like. Gene Ontology annotation, cellular component: mitochondrion. NCBI's taxonomy places the organism in Eukaryota, Metazoa, Chordata, Actinopteri, Anabantiformes, Osphronemidae. The transcript is spliced from 12 exons. The record is from RefSeq and is a predicted model, not a curated record. Gene Ontology annotation, molecular function: heat shock protein binding; protein kinase binding; ATP binding. Bases 37 to 1500 code for a protein of 487 amino acids. Gene Ontology annotation, biological process: protein folding; negative regulation of apoptotic process; response to heat.
GAGCUCCGAUCCUCUGACGUCGACAGUGACGUGAAAAUGGCGUCCAGCGUUGUCCGACUCACUACACGCUGCUUAAUCGGUUCGUUUGGUUCUGGACAUCGAGGCGGAUAUUCUCUGACCGUCUUCUUCAAACGUGCAGGACUUUGUUCAGCGGCGGUGUCGCAGACGCAUCGAGGACGGACUUCGUUUAGUUUAUUAACCCACCGAGGACACGAAGACGCUGUGACAUUGAGCGGACUGACAGGACCAGGGUUUCACCAUGGACCCUGCACCUUCUUCCACACCAGCAGCACUGUGGCGAAGGAGCAGGACUUCUAUGAAAUCUUGGGCGUCUCCCGCGCCGCCUCACAGAAGGACAUCAAGAAAGCUUAUUACCAGUUGGCAAAGAAGUUCCACCCCGACACUAAUCCCGAUGAGCCAGAAGCCAAAGAGAAGUUUGCCAGGUUGGCUGAAGCCUACGAGACACUCAGUGACGCGGUGAAGAGGAAACAGUACGACACGUACGGAGCAGCAGGCUUUGACCCCAGUGGAGCCGGGGCCUCUCAGCACUACUACAGAGCAGGAGGCGCCAGCAUCGACCCUGAGGAGCUCUUCAGGAAGAUCUUUGGAGAGUUCACAGGAGGAGCGGGCUUUGGAGACGCUCACAGCAUGUUUGAGGAAACUCCCACGUUUGUGAUGGAGCUGACGUUUCUGGAGGCGGCGAAGGGCGUGACCCGGGACCUGCGCGUGAACAUGGAGGACAGCUGCCCCCGGUGCCGCGGAGCAGGCAGCGAGCCGGGCACCAAGGUGUCGGCGUGUCACUACUGCAGCGGCAGCGGCACGGAGACGCUCGCCACAGGCCCCUUCGUGAUGCGCUCCGCCUGUCGGCGCUGCGGCGGGAGGGGCUCCAUCGUGAACACGCCCUGCGCUCUGUGCCGGGGGUCGGGCCGGACCAAGCGCACGCAGACGCUUCCUGUGGCCGUCCCUGCUGGAGUGGAAGACGGUCAAACCGUGCGCUUGUCGGUGGGACAGAGAGACGUUCUCAUCACAUUCAGAGUGGAGAAGAGCCCGGUGUUCAGGCGGAGCGGAGCAGACAUCCACUCAGACUUGUUCAUCUCCAUAGCUCAGGCCGUCCUGGGCGGCACGGCCACAGCACUGGGUCUGCACCAGACCAUCAGGAUAGUGAUUCCCUCUGGAUGCCAGGCUGAUCAGGUGAUCCGGCUUGAGGGGAAAGGCAUUCGGAGGAUGAACAGCUACAGCUAUGGAGACCACUACGUUCACAUCAAAGUCAGAGUGCCCAAUAAACUCACCAGGAGGCAGCGCUCUCUGUUGCUAAGUUACGCUGAGGAGGAGACGGACGUCCAGGGGACGGUCACCGGUGUGAGUCGCUCAGCAGGAGGGGGCAGCAGCACCUCAGGCUCUGGAGCGAAGGCGACCGGCCGGGAGGAGGCCCAGAACACGCAGCAGGAGCCCAAGGAGGAGGGAGGCUUCUUCUCUAAGCUGAAGAAGAUGUGGAGCUGACGCUAAGGCCGCAGGUCAAAGAGGAGAGGAAGGAGGUCUCAUCUGCUGGAUCAGCCGUCAUGUUCUGAUUGUUCCCACCGUGUGGACAGAAGAGGUGAAACCAGACUGGUGGUGAUGCCGGUUCACCCGUUCACCACAGACCGGCGCUAGGCUGCGUCUGCCUUUUCUACUGUGCUGGAGAUGAUGACAGUCAGUGACUCUAUGUAAUGAAGGCACCAAACCACUGGUUUAAUUAGAACCAUGUGAUGCAUCAGUUCUUCAUCAUUAAACCAGAUGAACUUGAGAUGAUGAUAUUUAUCUGUUCUAGUGAAUAUUUAAUAAAACAAAGUUCUACAACACUUGGUUCUGUCACAGUGGUUCUCUUGGUUUGUUCUACCUGUUCAUUUGAAUAAUAAAAAUAUUCGUUGCCAUAA